CUGGGGAAGACACAAUCCCAGACAUGGAGUUCAAGGAGACAGUGAGCGAGCCUUCAGCCUUUUCCAGCAAGAUCAAGAGAGCAGCCAUAACCAGCACACCACAGUGUUUAAGCAUCCUGUGACGGGGCAGUUUUCUCCAGAAAAUAGUGACUUCAUUCUUCAAGAAGAGCCAAAUCCACAUAUGUCGAAGCAAGAGAGACACCAAAGACCGUCCAGUAUGGUCAGUGAAACGUCCACAGCGGGGACCGCUUCCACCAUAGAGGCCAGGCCUGGGUCCAAGAUUAUAAAGUCCAGCAAUAAAGUCCACAGCUUUGGGAAGAGGGACCAGGCCAUUCGGAGGAACCCCAGUAUUCCAGUGGUGGUCAGGGGCUGGCUGCACAAGCAGGACAGCUCUGGGAUGAGGCUGUGGAAGAGGAGGUGGUUUGUGCUUGCUGAUUACUGCUUGUUUUACUAUAAAGACAGCAGAGAAGAAGUGGUCCUUGGGAGCAUCCCUCUGCCCAGCUAUGUGAUCUCGCCUGUGGCCCCAGAGGAUCGCAUCAGCCGCAAGUAUUCCUUUAAGGCCGUGCACACGGGGAUGCGGGCGCUCAUCUGUCACAGCUCCGCGGCGGGCUCGCAGGCCGAGCCCUCGGGCAUGAGGACAUACUACUUCAGUGCCGAAACCCUGGAGGACAUGAACGCGUGGGUCCGAGCCAUGAACCAGGCUGCACAGGUGCUGUCCCGGUCGUCACUGAAGAGGGACGUGGAGAAGGCGGAGCGGCAGGCAGUCCCCCAGGCCAAUCACACACAGUCUUGCCGUGGGUGUGGCCACGUGGGAUCUGGACACGCAAGGGAUUGUCCUCAUCAGGGCCAUGAUGGCUUCGAAAGGCGGGAGCAGGAGGAAGAGCGAUACCGUUCCCAGAGGGACCCACUGGAGGGCAAGUGGGACAGGAGCAAGGCGAGGUCUCCCUACUCGCCAGCGGAGGAGGAUGCCUUGUUUGUGGACUUGCCUGGGGGGCCGAGAGGUCAGCAGGCACAGCCCCAGCGCACAGAGAGGAAUGGCGUGCUGCCUCCUGCAUAUGGUCCAGGAGAGCAGAAUGGGACUGGCGGCUACCAGCGAGCCUUUCCUCCCAGGACCAACCCUGAAAAACACAGCGAGAAGAAGAGCAGCCUGGCCCAGGUGGAACACUGGGUGAAGGUGCAGAAGGGGGACGGCAGGAGCCUCCCCUCGGACCAGACGCUUCCUCGCCAGGGCCCUAGCCAGUCCCUGUCCUUCCCAGAAAGCUACCAGACUCUUCCCAAGAGCACCCGAUACCCCUCGGGCAGCUCCUCACCCCCGCCCCGCAACCUGCCGAGUGACUACAAGUACGCGCAGGACCGAGCCAGCCACCUGAAGAUGUCCAGCGAGGAGCGCCGGGCGCACCGGGACGGCACCGUGUGGCAGCUCUACGAGUGGCAGCAGCGCCAGCAGUUCCGGCACGGGAGCCCCACAGCGCCCAUCUCUGCAGGCUCCCCGGAGUUCAUGGAGCAGGGUCGGAGCAAGAGCAUGCUAGAGGUGCCCCGCUCCAUCUCUGUGCCUCCGUCUCCGUCUGACAUCCCGCCCCCAGGGCCCCCCAGGGCCUUCCCAGCCCGGCGGCCACACACGCCAGCCGAGAGGGUGACUGUGAAGCCCCCUGACCAGAGGAGGAGUGUGGACAUCUCACUGGGCGGUUCUCCCCGGAAGGCUCGGGGACACACCAUCAAGAACUCCUCUCAUGUGGACCGACGCUCCAUGCCCUCCCUGGGCUACAUGACCCACACUGUCAGCGCCCCCAGUUUACAUGGGAAAUCGCUGGAGGAGCUCUCGCUGCUGCUUGCCCGCCUGCGGCGGCACCAGGCCAAGCUGGCCAGCGUGCGAAAUUUCGCUGUCGGCCAGUUCCUGCAGCACCAGCUGACCUUUCCCACCUGCCAGGUGGAUGAUACCUACCUCCAGCUGAAGAAAGACCUGGAGUACCUGGACCUAAAGAUGACAGGCCGGGACCUUCUCAAGGACCGGAGUCUGAAGCCAGUGAAGAUCGCAGAGAGCGACAUUGACGUCAAACUAAGUGUCUUCUGCGAACAAGACAGGAUCCUCCAAGACUUGGAAGACAAGAUCCGAGCCCUCAAGGAGAACAAAGACCAGCUGGAGUCGGUGCUGGAGGUCCUGCACAGACAGAUGGAGCAACACCGAGACCAGCCCCAGCACUCGGAGAAGAUUGCCUACCAACAGAGGUUGCUGCAAGAAGACCUCGUGCACAUCCGGGCAGAGAUCUCCAGAGAGGCCACGGAGAUGGAGAAUGCCUGGAAUGAGUAUCUGAAGUUGGAGAGGGACGUGGAGCAGCUGAGGCAGACGCUCCAGGAGCAGCACCGAAGAGCCUUCUUUUUCCAGGAGAAAUCUCAGAUCCAGAGGGAUCUCUGGCGGAUUGAAGAUGUCAUUGCAGGCCUGAGUGCGAAUAAGGAGAACUUCAAAAUCCUGGUGGAAUCGGUCAAAAACCCAGAGAGAAAAACAGUGCCUUUGCUUCCUCCUCCGCCUGUGCCUUCUCUCUCAACUUCCGAGAGCAAGUUGUCCCUGCAGCCCAGCCCUCCCACCAGCCCGGUGCGGACCCCUCUGGAGGUUCGACUCUUCCCCCAGCUGCAAACCUAUGUGCCGUACCGACCUCACCCACCCCAGCUGAGGAAAGUGAUGUCCCCCCUCCAGUCGCCAACCAAGACGAAGGCCAAAGCUGAGGACGAGGCACCCCCGAGGCCCCCUCUCCCUGAACUCUACAGCCCUGAGGACCAGCCCCCGGCUGUGCCCCCUUUGCCCAAGGAGGCCACCAUCAUCCGACACACUUCCGUGAGGGGCCUUAAGCGGCAGUCGGACGAGAGGAAGCGAGACCGGGAGCUGGGCCAGUGUGUGAAUGGGGACUCCAGGGUGGAACUCCGCUCAUACGUCAGUGAGCCCGAGCUGGCGACCCUCACUGGGGACACUGCCCAGCCCUCCCUCGGACUGGUGGGUCAUGACAGCAGGUACCAGACGCUGCCAGGUAGAGGGCUAUCGGGAUCCACAUCCAGGCUGCAGCAGCCCUCCUGCAUCGCCCCCUACGCCACGCUCCGCAGGGCUCUGCCUGCCGAAAGCAUCAAGGCGCCCUUCCCCAGACCCAAGAGUGCGCUGGAGCGCCUGUACUCCGGGGACCAGCAGCGGGGCAAGAUGAGCGCCGAGGAGCAGCUGGAGCGCAUGAAGCGGCACCAGAAGGCCCUGGUCCGGGAGCGCCAGAGGACGCUCAGCCAGGGGGAGAGGCCAGGCCUGCCUUCCUCCCGCUACCUCAGCCAGCCUUUCCCUGGAGACCUCGGCUCAUGGAAACGCGAGCAGGACUUUGACCUACAGUUGCUGGAAUGGGCCGUGCGAGGGGAAAGGAAGGCCAAGGAGGAGAAUGGCUGGUUGAAGGUGCAGGCCGUACCUGUCACCGAGUCGGACCUGGAGCCUCAAGACUAUGAUUUGGACAUCAGCAGAGAGCUGUCCAAACCGGAGAAGGUCUCCAUCCCUGAGCGGUACGUGGAGCUGGAUCCCGAAGAGCCGCCCAGCCUGGAGGAGCUGCAGGCACGCUACCGCAAAGCCGAGAAGAUCCGCAGCAUCCUCACCCGGUCCAGCAUGUGCAACCUGCAGCCGGCAGCAAGCCAGGACCGGGACAGCGUGGCCGACCUGGACUCGCAGCUGCAGGAGCAGGAGCGCAUCAUCACCAUCUCCUACGCCCUGGCCUCCGAGGCUUCCCAGCGCAGCAAGCAGGUGGCAGCGCAGCAGCUGGCCCUCCUCCCGCCUAAAGCCCCUCUGUCCUCCAGGGCGGUACCACCUUACCCCCCCUUAAGCAACGGACUCCACUACACCUUUGUCUAACACUUCCAACUCAGGCAGUGACGGACCCGUGACGCACCGUGCGGAGGAGAAGCCGGGAGCUGGGCCAUAGAGCCAGCUUCCUCCAAGAAGACCGAAUGCGUGUUCACCUGCAGGGCCCUGACGGGAGGAACCCGAGACUGGGGGGCGUUUACCAGAGGGCUAGGUCCUACCACACCCUCCCCACACUUGUGUUACUUCAGACUCUUUUUUACAGAUGACAAAGGCACUUUUGAUAGACACUUAACUACUGACACUAUUUUAGAAUCAGAGUGUAUUUGAUAACUUUCGGCUGAAAGGGCUGAUGGCCGGUGUCCGAGGCCGUAGCUGCACAGACAGAAUCAGGUAUCACCUGGGUGGGAGGUGGGGACGGGGUCGGAGCAGAGGCCAGUCCAACAUAGGAUGAACUCAGGUAAAAGUUGGUUUUGAGAAUGUGCUUCCAGUGGAUUCCAGCAGCAGGCUCUCGGGCGUGCGGUCCAGAGAAAGAGGCCUCUUGGGCUGAGCCGACUGGGGGACCAGCUCUGCUGAUGGACAGCAUGGGGUGGCCCCAGGGCCUGGGCUGCGGGCAAUGAUGCCCUCAAAAGCCUUGGGCUCCCUGUGGCCCACGCGGUUCCCCUGGCACCGGGCUUUCUGAUGAAGGAAAAGAUUCCACUUUGAUUUGGAAAACAAAGAAAACCAAAUUUCAAAAUACAGGAAAGGUAACAGGAAGCAAAUUUUAUUGUAUCACAAGCAAUAAACUUCACAGCAGACGGCAUCUCAUGGAUGGCUGAAUGCCUUCCCUCCACAUCAGGCUGCCGUGAACAUCCUGGGCCCUUGGCUGCCUGCCCUGGAGACAGUGGGCGGCUGGGCGGCCAAGACCUGGUCCUGGUGGCAAGAGGGCUGGCCGUGUGACUGCGACCAUCCUGAUGGCACACGGAGGACGGUGACCUCCAGCCCAGGACACAGAGGGUUGCUAAGCCAGUUACAGUGUUCCUGCCCCUCGAAUUAAGUGGUGGUCUCCGAUAGUCCACGUUCAGAGAAUGUUUUAGAGGGCGCGCGCACACACACCACCCUUGGGUGGAGCCACACAUCAAUUAAAAACUUUGACUAUGCUCAGAAAAAAAGAAAAGACAUCUUGAAUAUAUUUAGAAGUUGCUGUCUAUUUUUAACUAACUCCAUAUGCUGCCAGUAUCAACUUCAUGACAUUUGCCAAAAUAAAAUUUUAUUUUUGCCUUUA
Echinops telfairi (small Madagascar hedgehog) is the source of this 5081-nucleotide messenger RNA. RefSeq names its product pleckstrin homology domain containing A7 (gene PLEKHA7). Bases 182 to 3868 code for a protein of 1228 amino acids. The transcript has 27 exons. The record is from RefSeq and is a predicted model, not a curated record. Gene Ontology annotation, cellular component: zonula adherens; pore complex. Lineage: Eukaryota; Metazoa; Chordata; Mammalia; Afrosoricida; Tenrecidae. Gene Ontology annotation, biological process: pore complex assembly; cell-cell adhesion mediated by cadherin; zonula adherens maintenance.